This is a messenger RNA of Colletotrichum spaethianum, 258 nucleotides long. RefSeq lists its product as uncharacterized. The record is from RefSeq and is a predicted model, not a curated record. The coding region runs from base 1 to 258 and encodes 85 amino acids. NCBI's taxonomy places the organism in Eukaryota, Fungi, Ascomycota, Sordariomycetes, Glomerellales, Glomerellaceae. The transcript has a single exon.
AUGCUCGAACUCGUCCGCAAAGUUCGGGGAGCUACGUAUGCGUCGCAUGCGCCGCCGCCGCGCCUGGCGGAGGCCUUCCCGUUCUUGUGGCAUCUCCGCAAUGGGCGUGAAGGCCUGUGCCUCAUAGUAGGUACCAUGGACGUCGGCGACUAUAAAGACGUCGAGAAAAUCAUCACUGACUUUGUGACUUUGUAUUCGGUACUUUUCGCCAACAAGAAUUAUUUCAGCCUGGGACAUGGCGGCGUGAUGCUGUCGUGA